AUGCCGGCGUCUCCCUCCGUCCGCGCCGUGUCGCGCAUCGCGUUCCUUGCCUCGGACACUCUCCUCGCUUCCGACUCCCAAGACGUCGCCGCCGCACUCGCCGCUCUGCCAGCAAUCAAGCCAACGUCAUCCGUGCAGCGUCUCCCCUCCGCGGCCGACCCCGGCGCAGCCCUCCUCCACGUCCAUGCUCAGUCCCAGGGGGUCGUAUCCUUCUUGACCAUCUCCAAUGGCCGUAACCUCCGUCAACUCGUGCCCCACCUCGCCGAGCUCGCGCAUACACCCACCGUGCUGCACGUCGCCAUUCCACCAGCCGACGACCUCUCCGACGCCCUUGUACUCCGCGCCACCGUCCCCAUCUGCCUCUACUCCAGCACCGCCCAGCGCGCACACGAUCACGCUCUCCUAGCAAGCCGCCUCGCGCGGACAGAAGGCCGUACCGUGCUACACAUCUUUCAUGUCGGCACCGAGGACGACCAGCUAGCUGAAAUCGACGAGGGCGCCGUCUCGCCUUACCUUUACUCCGACAAGCCAUCGUCACCGAAUACGAAUGGCCACUCCACCACAAACGGCAAUGGCCUGCUCCCCUCUAAGCCUGUUGACGAGUCCGCAGCGCUCAUCGCAGCGUACGAAUCUGCGGCUGUCUCCACCGUCGGUCUCGUCCGUCGGCCCAUUCGCGCCCUCAGCACGCACGGCGCGCAAGACCCAACCACCGUGCUCGUCACGCUCGGCCCCAUCGCGUCCAUCGACGUUCCAAACACUGCGUUUGUUGACGUCACGCUCCUCAAGCCCCUCCCGUCCGCAUCGCUCGCAAACUCUAUCCCCGCAUCCGCCUCUCGCGUGCUUGUAUGCGAGCACAUCCGCUCCUGGUCCGCCAAGUGGACCCCGCUCUACCUCGAGACCGUCAGUGCGCUCCAGGAGGACGCGCGCGAGCACAAGCCGGUCGUGCAGAGCGUCCUUCUCGGCGACGCGCGUGGCGUCUCCGCAGAGGACGUUCAGAAGCUCAUCGCUCGCGCAGAGAACGCCCCAUCGGAGCGCCUUACCCUCGGAGCGACCUUGGACGCGUCGAGCGCGGCUGCAGUGCCGAUCCCACAUAUCCCAAAGCACGAGGCGUCGUAUACCAGCCUGCUGCACACGCUCUUCGGCUCCCGCCUUGAGAUCGCUAACGACCCCUCACUUGUACCCACCCUCGGUGCGGCCGCAACGAGCCCCGAAUUCACGCUCGGUCGCAUACGCGGCGAGCUCGAGACACUGCAGCACCUUGAGGACGACGUACGCACGCUUCUCGGCGAUAGCGCGCUGCCCGCAUCCCUGCAUGCGCUCCUCACCGAGUGGGCUGUCGGGCGGGGCAAGUCCAAGUCCAAAAAGGUCGAUGCAGAGAAGGAGAAGGAGCUUGGCCAGAAUAUCGCGCGUGCUCUGGAGGACUGGGAGCGCGAAUCCGGCGGAAGCUUGAAGGGUGCAGCGGCGCGGGUAUCUGCUGCGAGGAACCUGUUCGCGGAGGGAGCAAAGGAGAAGAGCCGGUGGAUCAUCGGCAGCGAUGCAUGGGCGUAUGACCUCGGCGCGUCGGGCCUGCACCACGCCGUCGCGAGCGGGCUGAACGUGAACAUCCUCAUCCUCGAUACGAUGCCCUACACGCGCGCUUCGCAGACCCCCAUCAACAAGCGCAAGCGCGACGCCGGCCUCUACGCGAUGAACCACGGCGACGCCUACGUCGCCUCCGUCGCGCUCUAUUCGAGUUACGCACAGGUCCUGCAGGCACUCGUCGAGGCGGACCGCUUCGCGGGCCCGAGCGUCGUGCUCGCGUAUCUCCCGUACGAGCACGAGGACACGCCCGCGCUCGAGAUCCUCAAGGAGACGAAGCGCGCCGUCGAUGCGGGCCACUGGCCGCUCUACCGCUGGGAUCCGCGCAAGGAAGGUGAGGACGCGUUCAUCCUCGAUUCGGACGCGAUCAAGAACGAGCUCCGCGCGUUCCUCGACCGCCAGAACCACCUCUCGCAGCUCAAUGGCCGGGUGUUCAUGAAGGCGCUCAAUGCCGCCGUCGCCGCGGGCCAGCGUCCGCUCGCGAAUGUCAAGUACAGCGUGUUCGGGAUGGGCGAUAGCCAUUACUGGCCGAGGCCCGAGGACAGGCAUUUCUAUAACAAGGCGGGAAGGGAUUUGGAUGUGAGGUUGGAGAGCCUUGGUGCGCAGCGCGUCGUGCCGAGUGGCCUUGGCGAUGACCAGGAUGCGGACGGGCCCGAGACGGGCUAUAAGCAGUGGGAGCCGCUCAUCUGGAAGGCGCUCGGCGUCGACUCGGUGGAGGUGCAGGAGGCGGAGCCGGAGCCGAUCACGAACGAGCAUAUCAAGGUUGCGUCGCAGUACCUUCGGGGGACGAUCAAGGAGGGACUGGAGGACACCACGACGGGCGCGCUCGCGCCGAGCGACACGCAGCUCACGAAAUUUCACGGGAUUUACCAGCAGGACGAUAGGGAUAUUCGGGACGAGCGCAUCGCGCAGGGCGUGGAGCCCGCGUAUAGCUUCAUGAUCCGCGUGCGCAUGCCUGGUGGGGUGUGUAAGUCGGAUCAGUGGCUGUUGAUGGACCAGAUUGCGGAUGAGCAUGGGUGCGGGACGUUCAAGAUUACGACGAGGCAGACGUUCCAGUUUCACGGCGUCAUCAAGCGGCACCUCAAGGCUGCCAUUCAGGAUAUCAAUAGGGCACUGCUUGAUACACUCGCCGCGUGCGGAGACGUUAACAGGAAUGUCAUCGUUUCUGCGAUCCCGUCCUUGUCGAAGCUGCACACUCAGGUGUACGAGUUCGCCAAGUCCGUCAGCGAGCGCCUGCUCCCUAGGACGACUGCGUACCAUGAGAUCUGGUUGGACAAGAAGCUCGUCGCUGGAGACGCGGUGCAUGAUAUCGAGCCGCUGUAUGGCGAGUUCUACCUUCCGCGAAAGUUCAAAGUCGCUGUCGCCGUCCCGCCCACGAACGACGUCGACCUCUUCGCGAACGAUGUCGGCUUCAUCGCCAUUGUGAACGACAAGGGCGAGCUCGAGGGCUUCAAUGUCACCAUUGGAGGCGGGAUGGGCGUCACGCACGGCAACAAGAAAACUUACCCACGUCUCGGCAGCGUCAUUGGCUAUUGCACGCCUCAGCAGGGCGUCGACGUCGCUGAGAAGAUCAUGCUUGUCCAGAGGGACAAUGGAAACCGUGAAGAUCGUAAGAACGCCCGUCUCAAGUACACGAUCGACCGCAUGGGGCUCGACGUCUUCAAAGCAGAAGUCGAAAAGCUGCUCGGGUACCAGCUACAGCCUGCGCGCCCGUACGCAUUCAACCGCAACGUCGACGACUACGGUUGGCACACGGGCGAGGACGGCAAGCACCAUUUCAUGUGCUUCAUCGAGAACGGCCGCAUCCAGGACGAGCCCGGGCGCGACUUCAAGACCGGCCUGCGUGAGAUCGCGAAGGUGCACAAGGGCACGUUCCGGACGACGGCGAACCAGCAUUUGAUGAUCAGCGAUAUCGCGACGGAGGACCUGCCGCAGAUUAAGGAGCUGCUUGCGAAGUACAAGCUGGAUAAUCUCUCGUACUCAGCACUGAGGUUGUCGUCGUCUGCAUGUGUUGCGUUCCCGACGUGCGGCCUUGCCAUGGCCGAAUCGGAAAGAUAUUUCCCUCUCCUCGUCGGCAAGGUCGAGAAGAUUUGCGAAGAGAAUGGUCUCCGUAACGACUCGAUUGUCAUGAGGAUGACGGGUUGUCCGAACGGCUGCGCGCGACCAUACAUUGCAGAGGUCGCAUUUGUCGGCAAGGCCCCAGGCACUUAUUCUAUACUACUCGGUGGCGGGUACAACGGCGAGCGACUCAAUAAAAUUUACCGAGAAACGGUCACAGAACCGGAGAUUCUCGCGAUUUUGCGGCCGAUGAUCAAGCGCUAUGCACUGGAGCGGCGUGAGGGCGAACAUUUCGGCGACUGGGUGAUUCGCGCGGGCUACAUCGCUCCCACGACGGAGGGUAAGGCGUGGUACGACAGGAUGGGCGGCGAGGAGCAGUUCCGCACUGAGGUCGCAGCUGCGGCAUAGUCCGCCUCGUCCGCUUGUGUGCUGAUCGCCAUUCUCUCCCAUCCAUCCACUCUAUCCGGACAUGCAUGAGAAGCAAGGAUUUAUUCUGACGUCAAUGUAGUAGAGUAUAUAUUUAUAUCUGUACGGUACCCAAGCAUGCGCAAUGUACUCAUACCACCACUUAUGUGCAACUCGUACUUCUGUUCGUGAGU
Messenger RNA from Laetiporus sulphureus 93-53, 4235 nucleotides. RefSeq names its product sulfite reductase subunit beta. The transcript has 10 exons. Lineage: Eukaryota; Fungi; Basidiomycota; Agaricomycetes; Polyporales; Laetiporaceae. Gene Ontology annotation, biological process: sulfate assimilation; amino acid biosynthetic process. Gene Ontology annotation, cellular component: sulfite reductase complex (NADPH). Bases 1 to 4044 code for a protein of 1347 amino acids. Gene Ontology annotation, molecular function: NADP binding; sulfite reductase (NADPH) activity; sulfite reductase (ferredoxin) activity. The record is from RefSeq and is a predicted model, not a curated record.